UUGUCUACUUUGCGACUGAGCUUUGCCUACGAGUCCUCAUGCUACGUGAGUAAUGUGCGAUAUGGCAGAAUGUUAGCUGGAUAACGGACCUUUUGUGGCAACAUAUUUCAAUCUAACGGGGAAUUCUCCACAGUGACGUGUGGAGAUUUAGUUGCCAAAAGAACCCGCUUACGCUUUGGACAUUUUCGUAAAGUCACUUUUGCAGAAAAAAAGUGCGCGGAGGAAUAACAAAAAGCAACACGUAUCCGGUACUCCAAUCCCUAGCAGGGAGAACAAGACAGCGUAGCUGCGAGAGCGAAGGUGUACGAGGAGAGUUACACACGCAAGUGGACGAGGAGAGACUGGUCGAGAUUUGUCAAUUUCUUCCGACCACAACACAAUUAUCUAAGGAAUAAUGAGAAACUUUUGGAUGAUACUGGCCCUGUGCGUAACGGCUUUGCUUUCAUCUGAGCGGUUAGCGGUCUCGGCAGCGGAUGACUUGUACCUGGAGGACACGGGGUCCGGGGGCUACCCGGAGGACGAUGACGACUUCAGUUCCGGCUCAGGAUCAGGUGCUGGGGAGGAACUUGAGGAAGCAGUCACGGUCAACACGCUGUACAUAGCACCAAAUGCAGAGCCCACGCAGGAUUCCACCAAAGAUUUCACCCCCAGAGUGGAGGCAGUCACCCCCAGAGACACGCCACGGGAAACACCCAAAAAACCAGUCAGAACAGAGCCCCCGGCUCCAACCACAGAGGAGCCCCGCAGGAAAGUCGCCAGCAGCACCGUCAGCGCCCCUCGUGCUCCCGUGGACCCCUACGAGGUGCGCUCAGAAAACCUCUUCCAGCGGACAGAGGUGCUAGCAGCGGUCAUUGCUGGCGGAGUCAUUGGUUUCCUCUUUGCCAUCUUCCUCAUCCUCCUCCUGGUGUACCGCAUGAGGAAGAAGGACGAAGGCAGCUACGAUCUCGGAGAGAGGAAGCCAUCCGGAGCAGCCUACCAGAAGGCCCCCACCAAGGAGUUUUAUGCGUAGACCUCCCGACAGCCAUCCCACGAACCCCCAUCCACCCCCCACCCCUCCUUUCCCUUUCCUUUGGAACACCCAACUACCCUUCCAGAAAGCAACACUUCACAGUGGGAGGUGGUGGUUUCUGAUCAACGACCACCACCAUGAAACAAAAACAAGGAAGACCCAAACAAAAACACAACAGUCAAAAGCCAGAACACAUUGGGAGCUUUUCAGUAGAGAAUUGUAAUUAAGACCUCUUCUUUCUUUCUCUGUCUCUACUUUUUUUUAAGAAAAUGAUGAGAAGCCAAGCAAUGCUUAUUUUGCAGCAAAUCUGUGUGUAUUUAAACCUUAUUUUGUGUCUUGUUUGAAAAAACGGCUGAAAAGAAAACACAGCAUCGCAAUCUGUACAGGCCAGAAAACAUGAUUUGCAUCUGUCUUCUGUUGAAGGAGCUGGUACUAGUCACUGACUACUUUUUAACUGUAGCAGUAUGUAUUUGUAAAGAAAAAAAAAUUUAAACGUGAAAAUAAUUGAAUAUAAUUGUCCUGUAUCAAUCUUGUUUUUUUGUUUCUUUUUUUCCCCUCUUUUGCCCUAGCAUGUCUAAAGUUGAUCUUCUUAAAAAAAAAGGUAUAUUUCAUUAAUUUAUCUUUUUUUUUUUCUCAGAUAUUUUUAAAAGAAUGCCUUUCUGUAGAUUCCAUGAAGCUUUUUUCUGUUUUCAUAAUUAACUAACAGUCAAAAUGUAAAUGUCCCUCCCUCUGGCGUACAGUGUUUAUUAUUUUAUUUUGUCUUCUGUUUCUCAUUUCUCAUUACUGCAUUUCACAACCAUUCUAAGCUUCCAGUGAGGCUUUCGCUGAAUUUAUUAUUGUUUUGUUCAAAUAUAGCUUUAGGUCAAAACAUUUGGCAGCAUAUACGUUCAUAAACGGUCAUCAGUUCUCAGUGAUGAGAAACAAUGGUAUGCUCAAGGGGAUCGGACAGGUCCUUCCUAAGAGUAUCUCAAUGGUGUAUUUAAUUAUUUAAUUUAAGUUGAUUAUCAUACGGUACUGGUGGACACUCUCCUAAUCGGUCUCUGUAGAGUAGCGUGUCUUGGGAGGGGCAUUUGUUGUCUCUUUAUGUUAUUCUUUUCUUUUUUUGUUAAAAGAUGUGGCCAAUAAUGAAUGCCUCCUUCCCUUCACACGCUUCCUCUUCAUCCUUUCUUUUUUGCUAUCAUCACUCAGCCCUUAAUGUCCUCUCUCUCUCUCUCUCUCUCUCUCCCCCUCCCUCCCCCUGAGUGGAAUUUGAGUGGACCGAGGCCAGUUUAGUAGAAAUGUCCCCACAUUUCUCUGUGUCCCCCUUGGCCUCCAUCUCAGUUCUCUGUGUAACCAGGGUGAUGGUGGUGCUGAAGAUGAUUAUGCUCAUCAGCUGUGACACAGCUGUCUUUUCCUGAAACUACCGCGUGUACAAAGGGGGCACUUCGCAUCCAGACAGCCCCCCCUCACACCCACCUCUUAACUGGGCUAAAGCUUCUGGAGCAUUCUGAGAGAGAGGAUCUUGGGUCCUCUACUCUUUGUUUUGGUCGGGCUCUCGUAAUAGCGGCCCUGUCAUAGACACUGUUGUUGACAUACCAGUGCUGACAACAUGGUGCUCAACCCAAGCCCUGUAGGGCUGGCCAGUAGUUAACCCACAACUACACUGUCUAUUGUUCUGCGUUUCCAUGCAUGGACCUGCAGGUAGGCAAAUUCUCUGCAUGGAAGCUUAUUAGCACAGCAGGUUGUGAAGUUGCCUUUGAAAACUGUUGAGCUUUGUAAUUUAGAGUUUGCACUUUUACCCCACCUAACCUUUUUCUUCCUGCCCUGUACUUUUCCUCUCCAUGUUACCAAUUUUUUUUUUACCUUCUUUCUCAUCGCCUCUCUGUCUCUCUCUCUCAUUUCAUUCCCCUCUCGCAGUUUUCUUGCAGCUGCCAUGUCCCUGCUAGCUUCUCUGCCACCUUCCAGUUCCCAUCAGUCUCACACAGACUGAGAGGGGCUACUGAAACCAUGGCAAGCAAAACCCAAAGACCCUCAGUAUUCUCUAAACCACCACAUAAGUACACUUAACUCGGCCACAUUCAGAUGGUUUCUUUUUAGAUUUAUUUUGUCUCUUAGCCAUUAGGUUUUUUAUUGUUACUAGAGACCUGACCGUUGAGUCCAAUUGCUUAUUCGUAUAUGAAAAAAAAAUCUAUAUAUAAAUAUAUAUAAAUGUAUAUUCACAAAUGUUUUAAACAACAACAAAGUGCCUACCAUUUGGAAAUGUGCUUGUUCUUGUCAUGGCUUGAGACGGUACGAUCAUCAGAUAGAGGAUGUGGAUGGAAUUCUGUAAGCACCAAUGACUGUAAUGGUAACUUUUUUUUUAGUCUUACAAAAGAAGCAAGCAGUAUUGUACCUAUGAGUUGUAAACAACACUACUGAAUAAACAUUGUGGCCUAAUAUUGA
Messenger RNA from Alosa sapidissima (American shad), 3430 nucleotides. RefSeq names its product syndecan 2 (gene sdc2). Gene Ontology annotation, biological process: cell migration. Gene Ontology annotation, cellular component: membrane; cell surface. The coding region runs from base 395 to 1009 and encodes 204 amino acids. The transcript is spliced from 5 exons. The record is from RefSeq and is a predicted model, not a curated record. Lineage: Eukaryota; Metazoa; Chordata; Actinopteri; Clupeiformes; Clupeidae.